This is a messenger RNA of Aspergillus niger, 1476 nucleotides long. RefSeq lists its product as uncharacterized. NCBI's taxonomy places the organism in Eukaryota, Fungi, Ascomycota, Eurotiomycetes, Eurotiales, Aspergillaceae. The record is from RefSeq and is a predicted model, not a curated record. Bases 1 to 1476 code for a protein of 491 amino acids. The transcript is spliced from 4 exons. Gene Ontology annotation, cellular component: COP9 signalosome.
AUGGAGUACAUGCAAUCAGACCCUUUCUAUGGGGCUGUUCCAGCCCAAAGUGCUGGGUCAGUCACUGGCGCCGGGGGUGUGGAUUUGGAGUCAUUGAACGGAAAUGUAGCAGGUCCUAUGGUGAAAGUAGAUGAUCCGCCCAAGUUUGAACUCGAGUCAUAUAUUGCGAACUACACCGGCCGGACCAGAUUUAAUCGACUGUUCCUCAUAGGCACAUGCUCCACUUAUCUCUCUGUCGAAGCAUUGAAGGCUGCAGUUGCAGAAGCCAAAGGCGGCAGGGAUGUUUCGAGAUACGAAAACGCUGUUCGGGCACUUGCCGAAGUUGCACCUAGUGACCCAGAGGCAACUCUUGAUAAAAAUUGGGUGGAUCAUAUGAAGAAGUCUGUCAAGGCGGAAACAGAUCGGCUAGAGCACGAGCUUAGAGGUUAUAAGAACAACUUGAUCAAAGAGAGCAUAAGGAUGGGCAACGAAGACCUCGGGCAACAUUACAAUCAGAUAGGCGACCUCGUGUCGGCUUCCAAAGCAUAUUCUCGUAUGAGGGACUAUUGCACUACACCAACCCACAUUGCGUCGAUGCUGUUCAAAAUUAUUAAUGUUGCAAUUGAGCGCGGCGACUGGCUUAGUGUGCAGUCGAAUGUGCACCGGCUACGCAACCUGCAAUCGAAGCCAGAGGAGCAAGCCAAAAACCAGCCCAAGAUGUCUGCUGCGCUGGGUCUCUCCCAGCUACACUCCGGCGCAUACGUGGAUGCUGCCAACAGCUUCUUGGCCACCGAGCCGAGCUUAGGGGACUCUUACAACGAAGUGCUCACCUCGAAUGAUGUUGCAGUAUACGGUGGGCUUUGCGCCCUGGCAUCAAUGGACCGGAAUGAGCUACAACGUCGCGUGCUCGACAACAGCUCGUUCCGCAACUUCCUUGAGCUGGAGCCGCACAUCCGCCGGGCGAUCUCAUUCUUCUGCAACUCUAAAUUCCGAGCCUGUCUCGAAAUCCUAGAAGCCUACAAGGUCGACUACCUUCUCGACGUCCAUCUACAGCGCCACGUCAAGACACUAUUCACCCGCAUCCGCACCAAGUCUAUCCAACAAUAUCUCGUUCCAUUCAGCCGCGUGACCCUCGAAUCCAUGACGAAAAUGUUCGCUCCGGGAGUCAUAGGCGGCCAAGCCGACCCCACGGACUCCAGCUCGCCCUUUGUGCAGGAACUCAUCGAACUAAUUCAGGAUGGUACUCUAGACGCGCGCAUCGACUUGGAAAAGAAGGUGCUGGUCUCUAACCAGGUCAACCUGCGUACUGACGUCCAGCAGUCCAUCCUGGACAGCCUGGAUAACUACAUCCGCGAAGCACAUAUUCGCGUUCUGCGGACCAACAUUAUCCAGGCUGGACUGGAGGUCCGCGCAGAUGAGCGACGACCGAAAGACGACCGGGGAAAGGGUGGGGAGGCAUUUGGCAAUUUCCUUCCUCGUGGUCCGGGGGUCAUGUAA